AUGCCGAGCCACAAGCGCGGAGACAAGAUGCGAAACGCGGCUACGCAGGAGGCCCUGCGUAGCAACAUGCGCUACCGCCACGGUGCUGUGAUCACCAAGGGCGGCAAGAUUCUUGGCCAAGGCCACAACCAUAUUCGCACCGGCUUCAGUGGGCCCUUGUCGGCCCACGACGCUGUCGUGCUUCCUGGCCAGCGUGCAGACGCACAAGCGUGUGUGAACUGCGCUCAGGAGGACUCUACGAGCGGCCGUUCCAGCGCCGCGCACUCCUACUUUAGCAUGCACGCCGAGAUGCAUGCGAUCACAUCUCUGCUGCGUGGCGCGCGGCCGCAUGUCGCGCGCUCCAGCGUCCAGCUGCGUCCUACGAGUGACUCGGACGCGGAUCUUUCAGAUCAUCUUGCUUCGCUUGCGAUAACUUCGAGCCGUGCUGCCGGCGCGCACUCGGAUUGCUCCCGCUUGAGCGACGCACCCACUGCGGCCAGCCGUGUGAAUGCCGCGGAUGUCAAGACCAAAACGAGUGGUGUCUUAAACCGCGCUAUCAAAAACGAGGUAAAGAAGAACCAGCGCCACACGCGCGUGCCGCCUACCGGUGCGGGGCGCGCGUGUGGCCAGUGGGUUGGUAAUCAAGAGGCGCAGCGCCUCAAGCACGAGUUCCAGCAGCGCCGUGCCGAGCGGCUCGAGCGUCGCAAGCAAGAGAAGCGUGAGCGCAAGGCGCGCGGCGCGCGCGGUGCGUCGUCCAGCGGGAGCAGCUCGGGCGAGUCGGCCUCGGACGCGUAUACGACGCACUCGGGCGAGUCGUCCGGCCCCUCGACCCCCCCCCACGCGGCGCGUGAUGAGGACGUGGCACAAAAGCUCGGCGCCGCGUCCGAGACGCUCGCCUCGGCGACGAUGGCCUACCGGCGCAUCCGCACGUCGGUGCGCGCGCACGAGGCGACCGAUUCGCGCCUGCGCGGCGCCGAUCUGUACGUCGUGCGCCUGCUGCAGGACGUCGAGUCCAAGGCCAAGGCCAAGGAGCAGCGUCGGCGGCACCAGCGCGCCGCCUCGUUGCCGACCCCCCCGCCCCCCUCGGUUGCGCCGCGCUAUGCGGACAGCCGGCCCUGCUGGCGGUGUCUCGAGUGGAUGCUAUGGGCUGGUAUCAAGCGUGUCUACUGGACAAACACCGAGGGCGAGUGGCACGGCGGCAAGGUCUCGACGCUCCUCUUUGGCCCCGAGGGCCCGACUGCCUCGCACCCGGCGCUCGUGCCAGUGCACCUGACGCAGUACGAGCACGCGGCCGCGAUGCUACGUGCGCCUCGCGACGAGCGUCGGCCGUCCGAGGACGCAUCGCCUUUUGUUUCUCAACGCCCUGGCGCGGGCCCUACGCUGCCAAUCGCACGCAACCCCUCGGCACCAAUCGCGCUCGAUGACUUUAGCGCGGACGAGGAGGAGACGCACGGCGCGCCUUCGGCGCCGUUCUAUAACCUGAGCCAGCAGCGCUCCCAGUCGCGGCUCUACAGUCCGAUGCGGGCCCGCCCGGCGCCGCAGAAUGCGAGCUCGUCGCACUUUGUCGUGAUGGUACCGCCCGCAGACUUGCCGACCGAGUCGCUCCCUGCGCGCAGCGCGACCAUCGCAUCCCACGCCCGCCGCGGCAUCCUCUUGCCACUGUACCCGACGCUGGGCGGACAGCUGUACGCACUUGCUCGCGAGUACGGCCUGCCGUCGGUCGGAGGCAUCUCGCUGUACCUCUUGGAGGACGGGCACGGAGGCGGAGGACCGCGCGUCGGCGACGCGACGUGGGCCGCUCUCUGGUCCGCCUUUUUCGACGAGGCAGACGAAUUCGACGAGCCGCCCGCCUUGGCGCGCGAAAGCAGCGACGCAGAGCUGCAACGCCCAUCACCGCUGCCGUACGCACGCCGCACCGCACCACUCUCACCCCGCCGCGGACUGCCGCGCAUGCCGAGCAACGCGAGCUUCUCGUCGCAGCGCAGCACGUCUGCCGCAUCGUUCGCACUCGAAAAUGGGCGCCUGCCGAUCGUCGGCCGCUUCGAAUGGGCCGUCGACCCGCAGCGUGCGCGCUGGUGGCGCUCGUUCAUCGGCCAGGGCAGCGAGCAGGACUCGGAACGCUCCGAGCCCGCUUCGGCACCGCUGCCUGCGCGCUCCCUCUCGGGCAGCGGGCCCAAGCCGCUGCGCCUCAACAGUCAGCUCUCGCCGGGCACGGUGCGCCGCACGGCACCCCGCGAGCUGCCGCACGUUCCGGACAGCGGACCGCCAAGUGCGCCGUACACCGACGCAACCAGCGCGCCUUUCUCCGACAUCCCGAAGCCCGCGGAGCCCGCGUCUGCUGACGCCGUGCUGGGCACGCCGUUCGGCAACGACGAGCCAAGCACCUCGCGCGCAGAGCUGCCGAGCCAGCGGGCGCCGAGCAACGCGUCGGGGCAAGGCCGCGUGCCGAGCGGUGCGUCGGCGCGCAACGAGCGUGCGCCGAGCGCCUUGUCGGCACGCGACGAGCGCGGGCCGAGUGCGCUCUCUACGCGCGACGAGCGUGGACCGAGUGCGCUCUCUACGCGCGACGAGCGUGGACCGAGUGCGCUCUCUACGCGCGACGAGCGUGUGCCGAGUGCGCUCUCUACGCGUGACGAGCGCGCACCGAGCGCUUUGUCCACCCGCGACGAGACGCAGGACGAGACGCCUGCGCCCAAGGAGCACCACACGAUGAGCUCCACGGUCGCGAGCCUGUCUGCGGCCGCGCAGCGCUUCUUUGGCGGCCGCCCACAAGAGGACAAGCGCCGCUCGGACGACCUUGCGCCCGCGCGGCCCGCGUUUGCCGAGUCGGUCGAGAAGCCGCAGACGCCGACGUCGCCGACGCGCGACGUCGAGGCGGCGCGCGAGCGCGUCACCGAGAUGGAGCGCCACAGCGCCCAGGCCCGCCGCCACGCUCACCGCGCCUCGGUUGAGGUGCCCAAGUCGGUGCGCCGUGCGUCGGCGCGCAUUUCCGAGGCGGUGUCGAACCGCCCCCCGGCCACGUCGACGCCCCCGCCGGAGAGUUACGCGCAGGAGCCCGAGGCGCCGCAGGACGAGCGCACGGACACUGCGCCGGCCGCUGAUGCGGACGAGGAGCAGCUGCAUGCUUUGCGCAACACGACGGCCGCGACACGUUUCGGCCGCCUGCACAAGUCGCCUGCGCCGUCGGAGCGUGCCCAGGUUGGGCAGCAUUCGAUUGCACGCAAGAGCAUCGUGCGCCCCCCGUCGCGCCCGACCGAAGGCGACAUCUUUGGCACCGCGCCGGAAGGCGUGUCGAGUGCCGAGAACGCGCAGCGCCGCAUGGGCCACCAGAAGGGCGACUCGCUGCGCUCGCCGAUCGUCCUCGGCACACAGCUCCCCGACGCGCCCAAGAGCGAGCCGCAGCUCGACCCUGUGCAGCUGAGCCGCCAAAGCAGCGUGGAAUUCGAUAAUACGCUCGGCGACCUGCAGCGUGCGCUCGAGCUGCUCUCGCCCCGCCAGCGCAGCCGCGCGAGCUACGUGCCGCGGACCAGCGCCCUGGCGCGCGGCCCAUCGUUUGGCUCGGGGCCGGCCGACGCGCCGAACGCCAGCCCCCCCAAGUCGCGCCGCCUCUUUGCGGACGAGGGCAGCAAUGCAGAGCUCGUGCCGGGCCUUUCGCCCUCGGCGCCAGUGUCGGAAAUGCGCGAUGGAGACGCGACGCGCGAGUCGCGUCCGCUCUCGACCGGAACGCCGGCGUACGUGCGCUACGGCAUCGCAGACGCCUCGACCUCGUCGGUGAUUGACAAGCAGCCGGUCGACCCCCGCCAUGCUGCGCGCUUCAGCCAGGACCAAUGGUCGCAGGACAGCCACCAGCACUCUUUGCAGAUGCCUGCGAUGCGCGGCGCAGCCGACGCGCCGUCAGGCGCCUACACCGUUCCCGAGGUGCAGCCGCUCAAUGUUCCCCGUCGCUCGGAACUGCUCGACUCGCAGGACGACGACGCGGCCGACUCGGUCGGCGCCGCAAUGCAGCUCGACGCGCUGGACGAGUCGAUGACGCAGUCGGAGGUCACGCACGACGCGCCGCCGCCGCUGCCUCCGAAGGACACCCACGACGAGCCGCUCGAGAACGUGCUCCAGGGCAUGAACCAGAGCCGCGCCGAGAACGCGUACGCGCCGCGCGGCGAGGACGAAUGGGCCCAGUGGUCGGCCGGCGCCUCGGUCGCGCAGCCCGAACCGCCGGCGCCGGCGCCGGCGCUGCGCGUUGCCGAGGACGCCGAGCAGUACGUCCCCGAAUCGUCCGUGCGCAUGUCGAACGAUGCGCAGCAGUACGUGCGUGUCGGGGAGGAGCACUACAUCCGCCCUGGCGACGGCGGCGCACCGCCGAUCGAGGUGCUGCAGAGCGCGCCGACGCGCGAGACAACCGCCGCCGAGGCGCAAGAGGUGCUCACGGGCCCUGCGCCGAACAGCGCGCAGACCGACGCGCCGUUUGCCUUCCCGGCCCAAGGCACGCCGUCCGACGUGCAGCCGGAGCGCAGCGUGCCGGAGCGCGACGAGGCCAGCUGGGCGCCGGAGCAGGGCGCGACGCUCACGCCGCAGCCCAGCCAGGGCGCAGCCACGCUCACGCCGCAGCCUGGCCAGGGCGCCGCGAUGCUUGCGCCGCAGCCCGUGCAGGGCUCGCCGAUGCAUGCACAGGCCCAGCAGACCUCGCCGAUGCUCGCGCAGCCGCAGACCUCGCCGCUGCACGCUGGCCCCUCGGACUUUUCGCCGAACCCCAGCGAGAUCCCGAGCGGCGGCCGCUUCACGCCGCCGAGCGAGCCGCAGGUGAUGUCGGUGAUGAGCCCCAUGAGCCCGAAUGCGUCGAAGCAGUCGACGUUCUCGACGAGCUCGCGCUCGCCCCGCCGUCUCCGCCACUCUGCGUCGUCUGACCGCCUGAACACGACCAAUUCGCCGAACGGCGCUCGCGGCUUCCUUGCCAAGAUGUCGCCCAAGCUCAAGUGGGGCCGCAAGAAGAAGGGCGAGGAGCGCAAGGUGCCAAGCGUCUCGGCGCCGAUUGCCGCAAUGCCCCUGCCGACCUCGGACGAGUACUCGGACGCGGAGGCGAAUGCGCGCCUGUCCACCGCGAGCGUCUCGUCGGUGAGCAAGGGCCGCGGCAUGACGCGCUCCGGCGUGCCCUACUUUGACCCUACGACGCUCGUCCGCUCGCCGAACCUUGGCGGCGGCGGCGACACCGAGUACGGCCAGCCGAACCCCGUAUUCCGCAUGAACGGCGCAAGUGCGUCGCUGCCGACGUUGCUGCAAAACAGCCCUGGCAACGAGCCGAGCGUCGCGCAGCUGCGCUCGCCGUUCAGCGCGGGCCCCCACGACGCAGACAACUCGGGCGUCUUCCCGGGCGGUGCCGACAUCCCGAGCCCCGAGCUGCACCAGAGCGCACUCAACACGGGGCAGUGGGGCAUGCCGCCCCAGCAGCCCGAGCGCUGGGAUGCGCAGCCGAACGUCAACACCGAGGUGCCGGCGAUGCCCCCGUCGCACUCCUUCUCCUUUGACGACCCUCAGCACAGCGUGCCGCUCCCGUCGCAGUACGUCGCGCAGCAGCAGGCUGAGUCGCGCAGCGCACAGCAGCAGGCUGCCGAGCCGCGCAGCGCACAGGAGCCGUGGCAGGAACAGGGCUUUGGUCAGACGCCGCGCGAUGCCGCACCGUCGUCGCAUGGAGCGAACGCGAUCAAUGCACCGGGCAACUAUGGCUCGGGCGUCGUGCACCCGGUCAACACGGCCGGCUCAGCGCCGGCCGUGGCGCAGGGCCUGUCGACCGGUGCGACGAACACGGCCGUCGCUGGCAGCGACGCGGUCGGCCAGGCCGGCCACGCGCGUGCGCCAAACGCCAUGACCUCGGUCGAGGCCCCGGGGCAGUUCGCCCAGGACGGCGCGGGAAUGGGCAGCAGCGCCUUGCGUUCUGCCGAGAAUGCCGGCCAGAGCGCCGCAGACACGACUGGCAGCAGCGGCCACCGCAAGACCGACUCGGUGAGCAGUGUCGGCCGCGGCGCGCUCAACUCGGUCACGACCAUGGGCCCCAACGCCUCGGGCAGCGGCGCGUUCGGAGCGUCGAGCAACGCCGGAAGUGGCGCGCUGGACACUGCGAGCGACGCGGGCCGUGGCGCUUUUGACACGGCCGGCCAGGCGGGUAGCGGCGCCUUUGGUGCUGCCGGCCACGCAGGCCGUGGCGUUUCCGAUGCUGCUGGCAACGUCGGUGGCGGUGCUUUCGACGCGGCCGGCAACGCCGGUCGCGGCGCCUUUGACACCGUGGGCAACGUUGGUGGUGGCGCCUUUAACACCGCAGGCAACGUUGGUGGUGGCGCCUUUGACACUGCUGGCAAUGUCGGUGGCGGUGCGCUGAACACCGCGGGCAACGUCGGCCGCGGCACGUUUGACACGGUCGGCAACGUGGGCGGCGGUGCGCUCAGCUCUGCCGGUAAUGUUGGCGGCGACGUGUUUGGCGCCGCCGGCAACGUCGGCCGCGGCAGCUUUGAUACCGCCGGCAACAUUGGUCGCGGCAGCUUUGAUACCGUCGGCAACGUCGGACGCGGCAGCUUUGAUACCGUCGGCAACGUCGGCCAAGGUGCGAUGAGCACGGCUGGCAAUGUCGGCAGCGGCGCUUUUAACACUGCAGGCAACCUCGGUGGUGGCGCUGCAAACACCGCUGGCAACCUCGGCCAAGGCGCCUUUGGCGCAGUGGGCGACACUGGCCGUGGCGCCUUCGGCACCGCUGGCAACCUGGGCGGCGGCGCCGUGAACACUGCUGGCAACGUCGGCAGCGGCGCUUUCAACACUGCUGGUAACCUCGGCCAAGGCGCCUUUUCCACUGCCGGGAACCUUGGCGGUGGUGCGAUGAACACCGCCGGCAAUGUCGGCAGCGGUGCCUUUAACACUGCCGGCAACCUCGGUGGUGGCGCUGCAAACACCACUGGCAACCUCGGCCAAGGCGCCUUUGGCGCUGUGGGUGACACUGGCCGUGGCGCCUUUGGCACUGCCGGCAACCUGGGUGGCGGCGCUUUCAACGCCGCCGGCAACGCUGGCAGUGGUGCCUUUAAUGCUGCUGGCAACGCGGGCAGCGGCGCGAUGGGCACCGCGGGCCACUUGGGUGGCGGUGCGAUGGAUGCGGUCGGCCACGCUGGACGUGGCGGUAUGCACGGCAUCGGCCAGCUCGGCCAAGGCGCAACGAAUGCUACGGGCCACGCGGGCCAUGGCAUUUUCAAUGGCGCACAGAACACCAUGCACUCUAUGGAGGAUGGCGCGUCGAGCUUUGCGAAAAAGAUCCCUGGCAUGGACAAGCUGCCUGGUUCCGGCGGCAAGGAGUCCGGCGGCAAGGGUUUGUUUAACUCGCUGACCGCGGGCUCCUUCCGCAAGGGAUAG
This is a messenger RNA of Malassezia japonica, 7362 nucleotides long. RefSeq lists its product as uncharacterized. Bases 1 to 7362 code for a protein of 2453 amino acids. The transcript is spliced from 3 exons. Lineage: Eukaryota; Fungi; Basidiomycota; Malasseziomycetes; Malasseziales; Malasseziaceae. The record is from RefSeq and is a predicted model, not a curated record. Gene Ontology annotation, molecular function: catalytic activity.